Messenger RNA from Psylliodes chrysocephalus, 1548 nucleotides. The record is from the annotation of a GenBank genome assembly. NCBI's taxonomy places the organism in Eukaryota, Metazoa, Arthropoda, Insecta, Coleoptera, Chrysomelidae.
CUUCUUUCCAACCGUGUGCAUUCGGGAAAAGUUUCGUUCUAUUACAUUUGUAAAGUAAACCAGCCGUUCGUCAAACGAUAAAUAAAUAUACGAAAAAAGUGAACUAUGUUUAGUUUUGUUGACGACAAGAAGUGAUUGAUAUUGUUUUCAAAAAUUUUAAAGUCCAAAAUAAUAAAUCAUCACAACAUUUUGCCAAAGUACAAACAAAAUUAAAUGUAGAUAUAUAUGUUGAGAAGCUACUGGAACACUUGUAUCCUUGCGUCAGCUGUACCGAACCAAUAUGGCCGCUGUUUAUAAAUACCUACAACGCUCACUUGCAUCUUGUGCCCCAUUGUUAAUUAUAAUGUUGGUGUUUGAAAUCAUACCCUUGACGUCAUCCGGCACGAACGGACGUGUUCUUAGAACGGAACAUGCAGGAAAUGAAAGAUAUCCGUUCGACAUAAAUCUAAAAUCGCACAAAAUGGAUAGAAGAAGGCCCGUGGAUUUGAAGAUGACGACAAGUUUGCCGAAACGUCAUGUUCCAGUUGUGAAGGCUCAAACCAGAUCAAGAGCAAUAUUGCACUGCAAUAUCUCUGAAAUUGAUGAACAAGAAAAUGUAACGUUAAUUUGGAGCAAGAAAAAUGAUAAGAAUGAAUUUGUUAAUAUUACCAUUCUACAAAUGGAAGAACUAACUGACAAGAUAACAACAUGUGUAGAAAACGACAAACGAUUUAUUGCCAAAAGAAAUGGAACGGAUUGGUGUCUACACAUAAGAUACACGAUGAAUUCGGAUGCCGGCAUUUACCAGUGCCAAAUACGCCACGGUUUUCCGCCAACCAAAUAUUCCACUACGAACGUAGUCUUAAGAUUAAUUGAUGCUCACGCAAAAAUAAUCGGAGGUGAUACGAAGUACAUUCCGAAAAACAAAGAAAUGCCACUUCGCUUAAGCUGCGUACUUAUACACUCCAUCGAACCACCAAAAUACAUUUUUUGGUAUCGUGGAGAUAGGAUGAUAAACUAUGACCUUGAGGACGGAGCCACCGUUCGUGAAGGACCCCAGGGGAGUGAACUGAUCUUUCCGAAGCCGAACGAAAUGCACGUGGGAAAUUAUUCGUGCGUGCCAUCGAACGCUCAGUUAGAUAGUGUCAUGGUGAAAUACGGAAGUAAGGAUAAGUUAGUCAAAGUAAUAAAAAAGGAGACAAAUUGUUCUGAAUGUCUUGACAAUACAAGCAAAUUGUUUUGUUUGAAUAGGUUUUAAAAGGUCUGAUAAAGAAAAAGCACGUUAGACCAUGAAGGAUUUGUUAACAAUGCUUGAACUAUUUAGGACAUAUUACGCAAUAAGAGUUCAAAUACGUAUGCCAUGCACGGGAAGAUUUAUUAAAUAUAGAGAAAUUUUGAUUUCCUUAGAUUACUUUAUGAGAUCGAUUGGCAUAUCAUUACUUAUACUGUUGAAACAUUUAAAAGCCGAGAAACUAAACAUUUUUAUCUCUAUUUGACAAUAGGGGAAGAAGGGGUAAAGUGAAAAAGCCUAACUUUUAAGUUGAAUAUAUAAAAACCAAUUAUGCAAGA